Molecule: messenger RNA, 387 nt
Organism: Gregarina niphandrodes
Lineage: Eukaryota; Apicomplexa; Conoidasida; Eugregarinorida; Gregarinidae
Exons: 1
Coding region: 1-387 (128 amino acids)
Source: RefSeq, a predicted model, not a curated record
AUGACUGGGAUGACCUUUGAUGUUGGUUCUCCGAGUGAGGAGAUCUGCACCUCGCUCGUCAGCGUGCGCCCUGUGGUUGACCGCCGAUCUGAAGCUCCUGGUGGCGUUCCACCAGCGAUGCCCAACUGCGUGAGACUAGGGCUUGAUACGCACGACAAGGUUUCGCCGAAGUUCUUGUUGACAGUCGCCCUGCAGACAGUAGACCAGCUGCUGAACAACGAAGGUACGUUGUUCAGCCACGAUCAGAUCCAGCUGCUGAGCCAAGGAGAACGUCCCACCGUCCGCCUGGACCUCGAAGGUGCGGACAAGUACGAUGACGCUAAGACGACUGCUGAUGAGCCGGAGCGAGUCAGAAAUGUCUCAAAGCAUCUUCUUGCGUCUGUUUAA